AUGAAAGUUACAGAAAUGCGUAUGCUUAGUGGCCCUCCUGUCUAUAGGCCUUUCAACUGUCCUGCGUCUGUUUUUCGUGUCUCUUUAUCUUUCUCGAGUGGGGAACUCCUUUGGCCGUGCUCUCCUCUAUGGCAACUCCACAUACAGUGGAGCACACUUAGGCAAGGCAACAGACCUGUAGUAGAUUACAUACAAGAAUGGGAAAAACUUGCUGUUAUGUGUGAUAUUCCUGAACCAGAAGAGAUAAAAAUAGGGAGAUUCAUUGGAGGUUUGAGGGAAGAUCUAAGAGAAAAGCUGGAGGUCAUGCCAAAUUUAACCCUGGACCUAGCAUACAAUAGUGCCAUCACAUAUGAGAAGUAUGCAAGAAGGAGGAACACAUAUACACAACCUUCCAGACCUGCUCCUUACAAACCAAGCAGCAACAACAGUAUGGAUAAUAGCCUUGGAAAGGUAGGUACAAGCACUAACAUAAGCAAUAAAAGUGAUAACUCAACAACACCUAGCAGACCCAAGGACAGGUUAAAUGCACCUCUGAAAGAUAUUGGAGAGGAACCUAGAGCCAUGUUAGUAGCUAGGGAUGGAGAGGAGAAAGUCAUAUUGCCUACUACACCUGCUGAUGACCCAGAUGGAUCCUAUAUACUGACCAGCUUAGGCACAAUGAAGAGAACAGAACCAGGGACUGAAGAGAGUGAAGAGUCAGAAACUGAGGACAGGGAGCAAAUAUAUCCUGAAGAGGGGAGAUACCAAUUGCUAAUAAGAAGAAAUUUUCAUGUUACACCCAAAGGAAAAAAAUCAGACCAAAGAGAGAGCAUAUUUCAAACCAAAUGCAAGAUAAAGGAUAGGGUGUGUGAUCUAAUAAUUGAUGGGGGGAGUGAGACUAAUUGUGUAAGUGCACAGCUGAUUCAGGACUUAGGUUUAGACACACAAAACCACCCUAACCCAUAUAAACUAAGAUGGUUAGAUAGCAAAGCUGAAGGUUUUGUUAAGAAACAAUGCUUGAUUAACUUCUCCAUAGGUUCAUAUCGUGAUGAGAUUCUAUGUGAUGUUUUAGAUAUGAGUGCUUGCCACAUACUAUUGGGAAGGCCUUGGCAACAUGAUAGACACUCUAAACACGAUGGCUUCACCAAUAUCUAUACCAUUAAGCAUGAAGGAAAAUUAAAAGACCUUAUGCCCUUACCACCACAUAGGAUCAACCUCACACCAACUAAACAAAAGAAGGUGAGUUUCAUUAUGAGUAAAGGAGAGUGCCACAAAGAGAUUAAAGAAGGAGGGGAGCUGUUAUUCUUAUUUACCAAGGAAGUAAGUGAGAGCCAAGAGCCAUAUCACCCUAGAGUCCUAGAACUAUUAGAAGAGUUUAGUGAUGUCUUUCCACAAGAACUACCCGAGGGGCUGCCACCUUUAAGGGGGAUAGAGCAUCAGAUCGACUUAAUACCAGGAUCACAAAUUCCAAACAAGCCAAUAUAUAGGACAAAUCCCCAAGAAGCCUUAGAGUUACAAAAACAGGUGGAUGAAAUUUUGGCCAAAGGGUAUGUUAGAGAGAGUAUAAGUCCUUGUGUUGUACCCACAUUGUUAGUACCCAAGAAGGAUGGAACAUGGCGUAUGUGCAUUGACAGUAGAAGUGUGAAUAACAUAACAAUCAAAUAUAGGUUUCCUAUCCCUCGCAUAGAUGAUAUGUUAGAUGAGCUCACAGGAGCACAUUGGUUUAGUAAGAUUGACUUGCGAAGUGGGUAUCACCAAAUACGAAUGAAAGAGGGAGACGAAUGGAAGACAACAUUUAAAACGAAAUAUGGAUUGUAUGAAUGGCUUGUCAUGCCAUUUGGGCUUACUGGUGCCCCAAGUACGUUCAUGAGGUUAAUGAACGAGAUUCUUAGGCCAUUCUUAGGGAAAUUUGUAGUAGUAUACUUAGAUGAUAUUUUGAUAUAUAGCAAGGAAAUAGAAGAACACUUCAGGCAUUUGAGGUUAGUUUUCAAGGUCCUUAGGGAACAAAGAUUGUAUGAAAAACUAGAAAAAUGCCACUUUCUAAGUCAAGAAAUUAGUUUUUUAGGCUUCAUUAUCAAUAGAGAAGGGGUAAAGGCGGAUCCAAAAAAAAUAGAGGCCAUCAAAGGUUGGCCAACACCUAAUAGCAUCACUCAAGUAAGAUCUUUUCAUGGAUUGGCUUCUUUUUACAGAAGGUUUAUUCAUAAUUUUAGCUCCAUCAUGGCCCCAAUAACCGAAUGCACAAAAAAGGGAGAAUUUCAGUGGACACAAGGAGCACAGAGGGCAUUUGAACUAAUUAAGGAAGCUAUGUGUAGAGCACCCGUCCUUAAGUUACCUGACUUCACACAACCUUUUGAGGUUGAAUGUGAUGCUAGCGGUAAAGGUAUUGGAGCUGUCCUUACACAGGGAGGGAGACCUGUUGCUUUCUUUAGUGAGAAAUUGAAUCAAAGCAGACUAAAUUACUCCACGUACGAUAAAGAAUUCUAUGCCAUGGUUAGGGCACUUGAACAUUGGAUGCAGUACUUGAAAAUUCAACCUGUUACAUUCUGA
Messenger RNA from Amaranthus tricolor (Joseph's coat), 2526 nucleotides. RefSeq lists its product as uncharacterized. NCBI's taxonomy places the organism in Eukaryota, Viridiplantae, Streptophyta, Magnoliopsida, Caryophyllales, Amaranthaceae. The record is from RefSeq and is a predicted model, not a curated record. The transcript is spliced from 4 exons. The coding region runs from base 1 to 2526 and encodes 841 amino acids.